AGGCCGGCCGGAAGCGGGGAAAGCCGAGCGCAGAGGAGGAGCGGCGUCGGGCGCGGCCGGAGCGCUUUGACGGUUGCACCGGCCAAGAUGGCGGAUCGGGAGGAGGCGUUGAGGGAGUUCGUGGCCGUGACCGGGGCCGAGGAGGAGCGAGCGCGCUUCUUCCUGGAGUCGGCCGGCGGGGACCUGCAGAUUGCUUUGGCCAGUUUCUAUGAAGACGGAGGUGAGGAAGACAUCAUUACACUUCCCCAACCAGCUGCCAGCUCGGUUACUAGAGGCACAGCACCAAGUGACCACAGGGUGACAUCAUUCCGAGACCUUGUCCAUGCUCAGGAAGAGGAGGAGGAAGAGGAAGAAGGACAAAGAUUUUAUGCCGGAGGUUCGGAGCGAAGCGGCCAGCAGAUUGUUGGUCCUCCGAGGAAGAAGAGUCCCAAUGAGCUGGUGGAGGAUCUGUUCCGGGGAGCAAAAGAGCACGGGGCAGUAGCGGUGGAGAGAACAGCGAAGAGCCCUGGAGAAGGCAGCCGGCCAAAACCCUUUGCUGGUGGAGGGUAUCGCUUGGGAGCUGCACCGGAGGAGGAAUCUGCUUAUGUUGCAGGAGAGAUGAGACAGAAUGCAGCCCAGGAUGUGCAUGUUGUCCUGAAGCUCUGGAAGAGUGGGUUCAGCCUGGACAACGGGGAGCUGAGGAGCUAUCAGGACCCCUCCAACUCCCAGUUCCUGGAAUCCAUCCGCAGGGGAGAGGUUCCUGCAGAGCUUCGGCGACUGGCACGUGGUGGGCAGGUGAACCUGGACUUGGAGGACCAUCGCGAUGAAGAUUUCGUGAAACCCAAAGGCACUUUUAGGGCUUUUACUGGAGAAGGACAGAAGCUGGGCAGGUGAGUGGACUAUGCGCAGAGAAA
This is a messenger RNA of Pogona vitticeps (central bearded dragon), 893 nucleotides long. Lineage: Eukaryota; Metazoa; Chordata; Lepidosauria; Squamata; Agamidae. The record is from RefSeq and is a predicted model, not a curated record.